UGAAAACGAAGCGCCGAGCGGGUGCCGAAAGAUGAAGGGUGUGUGUAUGCGUGUCAAGAAAUAACUUGAAGCUCCGCUGAUAAAUUAGGAACGUGCAGGUUUUUUUGGGGGGGGAGUCAAUUUCCGGCUUUAAAUAAAAGCGGCCAUAUUGGACGGCCUAAGAGGCGCUCUAGCCGUAGCUUCUCCGUAGUGGAAGAGGCCGCGCUCGAGAAAUAAAGGCGUAAAGGAAAGGCGGAAGUCGCGACCAGAACACCGGCUACAAAGUCUUUCCACCUCUGUAAUACACCCCCCAUUACGUAUAAGCAUAGGAAAGAACGGUGUGUGUGGUCUUUUCCUUUUAAUAUCUGAGGGGAGGGGGGGCGGCAGAGAGGGCGCGGCCUGAGAACUACGACUCCCACAAUGCAUCGCGCGGCAGCCGCCAUCUUUUCCAACCCGCUCAAACUUUUCCCUCCCCGGUCAGGCACCGGCUUAGGCAGCCCAUUCCCGAGGUCCUCGGAGCGGGGUCUCUUUGCCGCGGUGGAUUGUGGGCCUUUCUCUUUCCUCCUUGGGAUCGUCGGACGGCACGAUGGGUGAGUGGCUCCGAGUCGCGGGCGCCACGUUAUCCCAGUGGGAGCGGCGAGGAGAGAGAGAGACCCCGCGGCCCCUGUUAUGCAGGGGGAAUGAUGCCCUCUCCCCCUUCAGCCCUUUCUAGAGCUCCCGCAGCCGCCCGAUCCUUUGAGAUGUUAGGCGCACGGCCGCCUCCGACAGGCGCAGGCCUCGGAAGUCGCGCACGCGGCUUGUAAUGACCGCUGGAACUCGCUGCCUCAAGAUGCGGCGUUGCCCGUUAAUUAAAAAGUGCGCGUAGAAAGGUCGCUCAGCGGCUAGGAGGAAGGCUGGGGAAUGCUUCAACUCAGUGAAAUCUAGUUGUCCACUGUAAGGAAUAAGGCAGUGGAAUAAUUUAAGGCUUGAGGGAUCAGCCCCCCGCCCCCCGUUGAAGUGCAUGGCUGUAUGAAUCAGGGUAUAAAAAUAAAAGAAUAGGAAAUACUUCUUUGCAGGGGAAGUGCCAAUCGUUAUGCCUGCGAAUUAUUAUUUGAAUGGAAGAGGUGUGCAGCAGACAUAUCUGCGAAAUCUGUGUGGUGCCAUAUAAACUUCCUCCAGGAUUACAAGUGUUACUGCAUGGAGUAUCCUGGGUGAACUAUUAGGAAGCUGGGGUUUGCAGUUCAGCUUACUAUAGUUUACAAGAUGGGCACCACGUUCCAGGUCCUGCAGUUCAAAAACUCAUGUUGUGAUCAUAAUGAAUCUAGAAAUGUUGUGUGUGGUUUACAUGCAGAUAUUUGGUUCUAAAGUUGUUUGGAGUUAUUUUCUCCCUUGAAUUUUGAAUACAGUGGUACCUCGGGUUAAGUACUUAAUUCGUUCCUGAGGUCUGUUCUUAACCUGAAACUGUUCUAAACCUGAAGCACCACUUUAGCUAAUGGGGCCUCCUGCUGCUGCCACGUCUCCGGAGCACAAUUUCUGUUCUCAUUCUGAAGCAAAGUUCUUAACCCAAGGAAUUUCUGGGUUAGGUCUGUAACCUGAAGCGUAUGUAACCGGAGGUACCACUGUACUUUGCAUAUAUUGCAGAAGGAAUGGAUGGAACUCCAAAAGUACUAAGGAUCACUACACAUGCAUAUAGGGUUCUGAGGGUCACAAUCCAGUAAUGUGAACUAUUUUCAUUGACCAGGAGAAAUAUCCAUCCACAAGUUUGUGGUAUACGAGGUGUUAAUCACAGACCACCCUAUUUCCAGGUUUUAUCGGCUACCACCAAGGCUUUAAAAACGAUUGUGCAAGAAAAAAAGUUUUGGUAUUAGAAAGUGUUCCAUAAGUUUACAGUGUAGUCCCAAAUAUAAAGACAAAAUGGGUAUUGUGAAUUCUGUCACACUGCAGAUAGGGGGUACUAGAGUGAAUUGAGGUACAUGGUGGUUGGUAGUUGUAUGAACUUAGGCGCAUGUCUUCAGUAACCUCUAAUGUACUGUUUUCUAGGCAAGUGUCGCGGACUUCGUACUGCCAGGAAGUUGCGCAGUCACCGACGUGAUCAGAAGUGGCAUGACAAACAAUACAAGAAGGCCCAUCUGGGCACUGCUUUGAAAGCCAACCCUUUUGGGGGAGCUUCCCAUGCCAAAGGAAUUGUCCUGGAAAAAGUGUGAGUUUCAUCAAAAACACGUAUAGUGUGUUCAUUUGCAUCUGCCAGAUUUCCUGUAAAGAAUUUCGUACUGCAUAACAGUACUGGUGACAUAAAUACAGUCUAAAUUGAAUUGUUGAUACACAAGACAGGGGAGCACUGUCAACAUUUGCCUGUUUCCUGCACCUGGAAAUUAGUGAUUUAAUUUAUUCUGGCCCUUAGGAAAUUUCAAGCUUGAGCCAGUCCAGGGAUUAACUGAUUUAAGUCAGCAGUAGGUGUUUCUACAAAUAACAAAUACUUGACUGUUUAGUUAGUCUUUUCAUUUCAAACAUAUUCCAUUUAGGUAUUUUAACUCUUAAGGAAAAAAGUAAGAUAUAAAACUUGCAAAGCUUGAAGUAGAAUUGCCAAUUUGGGUCAUCUAUUGACGCGGGUGGUGCUGUGGUCUAAACCACUGAGCCUCUUGGGCUUGCUUAUCAGAAGGUCGGUGGUUCGAAUCCCCACAACGGGGUGAGCUUCUGUUGCUCAGUCCCAGCUCCUGCCAACAUAGCAGUUCGAAAGCAUAUCAAAGUGCAAGUAGAUAAACAGGUACCGCUCUGGCGGGAAGGUAAACGGCAUUUCCGUGUGCUGCUCUGGUUUCGGUUGUUCCGUUGCACCAGAUGCGGCUUAGUCAUGCUGGCCACAUGACCCAGAAAAACUGUCUGCAGACAAACGCCAGCUCCCUUGGCCUGUAAAGCGAGAUGAGCACCGCAACCCCAGAGUCGUCUGCAACUGGACUUAACUGUCAGGGGUCCUUUACCUUUUAUUGAAAGAUUUAACAGCACAAUCCUAUUAAUAUCUUGUUCUCAUCUAAACACAGUGAAUUCAAGCUGUUCAUACAAAACCAAUUGAUACUUUGAAUAGCUUUAUUUAGUUUGACUUUUGUGAAAUAUAUCUGCUUAGAGUCAAAGUUCUAAUGAAUGUAGUGUUUUUUGCUGUACUAAAUAUACAGUGUCUAUUUCUUCCUUUUUUGUGUUAGUGGCGUGGAGGCUAAGCAGCCAAAUUCUGCCAUCAGGAAGUGUGUCCGAGUCCAGCUGAUCAAGAAUGGCAAAAAAAUAACUGCAUUUGUUCCUAAUGAUGGUUGUUUGAACUUCAUUGAGGUAAUUUAUCAAAAAAAAAUACCCUAAUAAAACAAUAUGCAAAAAAAUACUCCACCCAGUUUUUACUAGUAUGUUUUGCUGCUCUAUGUAGUAGAAACAGGGACAAUACUGCAAUAUUAUUGUGAUUUAAAGCUUUGUAAUUUAAUUUUAUGGUGGUGACUGUAGGAUAAUAUUUCGCACUUGAACUUGGUUUCUAAGAAUCCACACUUUUCUCAAGAAUGGAGAUACAGUAAAUGCAUCUCAGCAGCUCAGGAAAAGAGACACCCCUAUCCAGGGUAGCUCUUGCUAAUAGGGCUGAAGGCUUUGCCAGUGAGCAGAGUGGAGGAGAAUUUGGUUGGCUAUAAUGUUUGAUACUUGCAAACUCCUUAUUCGCAGCGAGAAAAUAAUUGACUUGUUUUGUUUUAAUUCCAGGAGAACGAUGAAGUUCUGGUCGCUGGCUUUGGUCGGAAAGGUCACGCUGUUGGUGACAUCCCAGGAGUUCGUUUCAAGGUCGUCAAAGUAGCAAAUGUUUCUCUGUUAGCCUUGUACAAAGGCAAAAAGGAGAGACCCCGGUCAUAAAGUUAUGUUGUUAUCAAGAUGAUCAAUAAAGUUUUCUUCUAAGAAAUA
This is a messenger RNA of Podarcis lilfordi (Lilford's wall lizard), 3879 nucleotides long. The record is from the annotation of a GenBank genome assembly. Lineage: Eukaryota; Metazoa; Chordata; Lepidosauria; Squamata; Lacertidae.